Messenger RNA from Pezoporus flaviventris, 791 nucleotides. Its product is annotated as relaxin-3-like. The transcript is spliced from 2 exons. The record is from RefSeq and is a predicted model, not a curated record. The coding region runs from base 85 to 684 and encodes 199 amino acids. Lineage: Eukaryota; Metazoa; Chordata; Aves; Psittaciformes; Psittacidae. Gene Ontology annotation, cellular component: extracellular region. Gene Ontology annotation, molecular function: hormone activity.
GCACGCGGGGAAGGCAGCUGUUAGGCGCGAGGCCGCGGGCAGCUGGCGCUGAGCGAGCGAGCAGGCAGGGCAGGAAGCGGAGCCAUGCGGGCCAAGCUGCAGCUGCUGUGCGCUGUGGCGGCGCUGCUGUGCGCCGCGGCACCGGGUCCGCACCGUGCUCGGGGCGCGGCGCCCGCCGUGCCCCCUGCGGGCGAGGGCGAUGGGUACGGGAUGAAGCUGUGCGGAAGGGAGUUCAUCCGCGCCGUCAUCUUCACCUGCGGCGGGUCCCGCUGGAAGCGCCUCUCCGCGCUGGCCAUGGAGCCGACGGCCGCGGCCGAUUCUGUGAGAACAGCAAGUAACAAACUACUGGGAAACUUGAAGCUGCAGUCAGUUUCGGGUCCUGAAGUGGAGCAGCCACGGAGAAGCGGCCAAUCUUUUGGAUGGGAGAUGAUUAAUGACUUGUAUAAUUUGAAUGACAAUAAUGAGUAUGUACCUGGGGCAGAUGACUUUAAAGAACUUGUUCGAAAGGUAGAGGAGGCUGUUAAGAAGGAGAGGGGGGGAACAGGAAUUGCAAACCCCAUGGGGUCAAACAAUUACCUUUGGGCCAAGUAUCCCAGAAGAAAACGUGACUCUCUGGGGUUGGCAGGAAUUUGUUGCAAAUGGGGCUGUACAAAAGCUGAAAUAAGUGCCAUAUGCAGAGUUUAAAAUCCUCUCCGCGUUUACGCAUGAAAUCAAUGUUUGUUGCAGUGCUACUUUAUUGAAUAAUAUACGGAGGAAGAAAGCUCUUGCUGUAUUUUAUUUGUGUUUGUGUC